Ochotona curzoniae (black-lipped pika) is the source of this 3247-nucleotide messenger RNA. RefSeq names its product GLE1 RNA export mediator (gene GLE1). The record is from RefSeq and is a predicted model, not a curated record. Gene Ontology annotation, molecular function: phospholipid binding; inositol hexakisphosphate binding; translation initiation factor binding. NCBI's taxonomy places the organism in Eukaryota, Metazoa, Chordata, Mammalia, Lagomorpha, Ochotonidae. The transcript is spliced from 16 exons. Gene Ontology annotation, cellular component: nuclear pore cytoplasmic filaments; nuclear pore; cytoplasm. Bases 44 to 2122 code for a protein of 692 amino acids. Gene Ontology annotation, biological process: poly(A)+ mRNA export from nucleus; regulation of translational termination; regulation of translational initiation.
AUUGUCUGAUUGGAGCGUAGUUUGGUGUCCCCUCGCGCGAAUCAUGCCGUCCGAGCGCCGCUGCUGGGAGACCUUGGAGGCGCUGCGCAGCUCCAGCAAAGGGCGCCUGUGCUACCACCGCGACUGGCUGCUGCGGGGCGAGGAUGUGUUGGAAGAAUGCAUAUCUCGUCCCAAGCUGUCGACUUACUCUGGAUGGGUGGUUGACCAUGUCCUGCCCUACGUGCAUGAGGACGCACCCGCCUCAGAGACGUCUCUGUCCUCGGGGUCUUCCUCCGGCCUAGACCAGCCCCUGCCCGAUUCCAGGUCAUUCCCAUCGACAUCCCCCACCACACCAAAUGGGGUCAAGGACAGACACGAGUCCCAGCACACGGAGUCUAUGGCACUCCAUUCAGCCCGGGGGAUCAGAGUUGAGGGAUGCAUUCGAAUGUAUGAAGAGGUGCACAGAAUGAAAGGGACGGAAGGCCUGAGGCAGUGGCAGGAGGAGCAGGAGAGGAAGGUGCGGGCCCUCUCAGAAAUGGCUUGUGAGCAACUGAAGCGCUUUGAUGAGCGGAAGGAGCUGAAGCAGCAUAAAGAGUUCCAGGACUUACGGGAAGUGAUCGAGAAGAGCACCAGAGAAGCCCUGGGGCACCAGGAGAAACUAAAAGCUGAACAUCGUCACAGAGCCAAGAUCCUCAACCUGAAGCUGCGCGAGGCCGAGCAGCAGCGCCUGAAGCAGGAGGAGCAGGAGCGGCUGUGGAAGGAGGAAGGCCAGGUGCGCCUGCGCAGUCUCUACGCGCUGCAGGAGGAGGUGCUGCAGCUCAACCAGCAGCUGGACGCCUCGGAGCAGCCCAGGGGCCUGCUCAAGGUCGACCUGGCCGCCUUCCGGACCCGUGGCAACCAGCUCUGCAGCCUUGUGUCCGGAAUCAUUCGGGCCUCGUCGGAGAGCGGCUACCCAACCUCAGAGAACCAGGCUGAAGCCGAGCAAGCCCUGCAGGAAAUGCGUGACCUCCUUAUGACCCUGGGGCAGGAGAUUGCCAGAGCCUGUGAAGAUAAGAAGCAGCAGGAGGAGAAGGAGGCCCAGGUCAGGCUCCAGGAAGCCCAGAGGCAGCAGGGGCAGGAGGCCCAACAGGAGGCCUCAGCUCCCAGCCAGGGCCUGGCAGACAAGCGGCAGGAAGCUCUGCAGGUGAAGGUGCAAGACAGUACAAUGCAGUGGUACCAGCAGCUGCAGGACGCUUCUGAGCAGUGUGUGAGGGCCUUCGAGGGCCUGACCAGCAGCAAGGACAGCCAGGCCAAAAAGAUCAAGAUGAACCUCCAGAAAGCGGCCACCAUCCCAGUGAGCCAAAUCUCCACCAUUGCAGGCUCGAAGCUGAAGGAGAUCUUUGACAAGAUUCACAGUCUGCUCUCUGGGAAGCCUGUCCAGUCUGGUGGGCACUCCGUGUCCGUGACACUUAGCCCGCAGGGGCUGGACUUUGUCCAGUAUAAACUGGCCGAGAAAUUUGUGAAACAAGGCGAGGAAGAAGUGGCCUCUCAUCACGAAGCUGCCUUCCCCAUCGCCGUGGUGGCUUCUGGGAUCUGGGAGCUCCACCCCAGGGUGGGAGACCUCAUCCUUGCCCACCUGCACAAGAAGUGCCCGUACUCUGUCCCUUUCUAUCCGGCCUUCAAGGAGGGGAUGGCCUUGGAGGACUAUCAGAGGAUGCUUGGCUACCAAGUGAAGGAUUCCAAGGUGGAGCAGCAGGACACCUUCCUUAAACGCAUGUCUGGCAUGAUCCGUCUCUAUGCAGCCAUCAUCCAGCUACGCUGGCCAUACGGAAACCGACAGCAGACUCACCCUCAUGGUCUAAAUCAUGGCUGGCGCUGGUUGGCACAGAUCUUGAACAUGGAGCCUCUGUCAGACGUGACAGCCACUCUUCUCUUUGACUUCUUGGAGGUGUGUGGGAACGCCCUCAUGAAGCAGUAUCAGCUGCAGUUCUGGAAGAUGAUUCUUGUCAUCCGAGAUGAGUACUUCCCCAGGAUUGAAGCCAUCACCAGCUCGGGCCAGAUGGGUUCCUUCAUUCGCCUCAAGCAGUUCCUCGAGAAAUGUCUGCAGCGCAAGGAGAUUCCUGUUCCCAAGGGCUUUCUGACCACCUCCUUCUGGCGCUCCUGAUGGCUGCAGCACCCUCCACCUCCACUGGUCAUGAAGAGGCACUAAUAAAGCCAGAAGACAGCAGGCUGGGAAAGUCAUUUCCGACAGACACUUGUCAAUGUGUGUGUGUGAGUUUGUAGCUUAUGACAGGGAGAGGAGAGUCCUUGGGUCACUAGAGCUCGGCUGUCCCUUGGUGCUGCAACAGCUCCCCCUACCUCGCAGGUCAGAGCUGUUGCGCUCGGCCUCUUGGGUUUUCUCCACAAGCCGCGAGGCAGAGGAGUUUAGGAUCAAGUUUUUCCCCUUGUAUCUUCGACUGUGUUUGUAAAGUUUGUAAGACAUAAUAGCCAUCGCCCUCUGACUUGGGGAGCAACUGCCAUGUUCCCCGCCUUCCAGGUGAUAAAGAGUUCAGACACGUGCACUACCCCCUGAGGCCCAGGGUGCUUCUCCCAGCUGUGCAGGGAAGGGGCAAGGUGGGCUUGGCCUGAGUCUCCCACCCACUGGACCACCUAGUGUCUGGAAACCCAGGCACCACUGGGAAUUUGGUCCCUGCGGAUGCUGGAGCCAGGGUGGGUGCUGUAUGUUUGGUUUUUCAGUUUGAAUGAAGGUGACUGAGAUGGGGCUUGUGAUGUCAGCAAGUUGACCAUCCAUGAGCAACAAGUGGGGCUAAAUAAAAAAAGAAUUGAGUGUUGCCUUAAAAUGUAUUACUUGUUUUGAGUCACAAAUGAUGGUUAAUUUGCCCAGUGGAGCUGCUGCAGAGGUCCCAAGUCAGCUGCUAAAUCAGUAGAUGGAAAGUGCCCUGCCUUUGGCCAUGACCGAGGCAGUGGCCCUCACUCUGGACCCACGUCUUUGGGGAGGGUGUUGGGGAGAGAGCGUCCACUGGUCCUCACUUGCUGGAAGUGAUCAGUUUUGUGAAUUGUUGACUGCUGUGCCAAAAAAUAGGUAAUAAAUGUUGCUUUUGUAAACGCACAUGAUCUGCUUCCUGUACUCGGCACGUGGGUCCUUGGAUGGAGAGGGUGCCGUGUCUUUCCCCUUUGUGUUCUGCCCAUCACAUUGAGAAACUGUUGCUUCUCCCCUUUUUUUACUUUUUUUCAAAUUACGUGUGAAUAACUCACCCUGUUCUACUAUGUCUCUUUAAUGUUAUGGAGG